CUCUCUCUGCUUAACCGCGCCAGUGGCGCCACUGUAGGCUAAAGUAAAUCUCUCUCUCUCUCUCUCUCUCUCUCUCUCUCUCUCUCUCCACAAUUUUCGCCGUCCUCCCUGGCGACAAGCGACUAGGCGGUCACCCUCUCGUUCUCCUCCUCACGGAGUUACAGGAGGUUCUUGUUGAUUUUUGUUCCUUUUUUGGUGAAAAAAAUUGUGGGACUGAGCGCCUUCUUGGGUAUGGAUGCAGUUGGUUUUUUUUAGUUUCAGUGGACCUGUUUUAUUUUUAUUUUUAUUUUUAUUUUCCCGAUCGGACGUUAAGAUCCCAUUUGAACUUUUUGAUAUAAUCGAGUUUUCGACUGAUUGCUUUGGAGAGCGGAAAAUGUUCUUGAAGAAGUUUUUCGGUAUAAACAGCUAAUCCUUUGGUAAUUCUACGUUUUUAUGUAAAUAAAUAAUUCUGCUUAUUUCAUUAGUGAAUUUUAUUUAAUUAUUCCCACUUCAACGAGUAUUAGGAAUUUGACUCAUUUUCUAAGGUUUUUUUUUUGGUCAAAUUAUUUGGUAUCAUGCGUUAUCCCGUGUUUGGUAGCUGAGAAACCUGAGAUAAAGGAAAGUAAUUCCAAGUGCUGCAGUUUCUGCUCCUCAGGUGUGAAAUUGUAAUUCAUAUUAAGCCGAUUACUUCAUUUUUUGGGGCGUCUAACGGGAAAAAUUAAGGUGUUGUAUUUUCUUUUUGUUUAUUUUCCUUCACUUUCUCAGCAACCAAAUAAAAGUCCAUACCCAUGACUGUAAGUACUUCUGUUAUCAAGUGUUUUCACUUUUCAUUUUAGUGCGUGGUGUUUUGGGGCAAAAAUUGCUCUGUUUUCUAUUUAAAUUUAUUUUUAGAUCAAUUGUUCAUGUGUUGUUUCUCCCCUCGCUUAAGCAGGCAAUUGGGUAUUUAGAUCAUUUUCACAAAUAUAUGUGUGUGUGUGUGUGUGUGUGUGUGUGUGUAUUCAGAUUUUAGUGGAGAAUUGGGAUUGGGAAGGAUCUGUAAUUAUCUUCAGUUGUCAAAUUUCUCUCUUUGCAGAUUUCGCUUUGUUGUUGAAUUCAAAUAAUAGUCGAAGUAUAAAAAAACCUAGCUCACUGUAAAAUCCAAUGGCGGAAAAGAAGCUGAAUUUUAAUGCACCACUUAUGUCUGUGAGGCGUUUUUCAUCACCACAGCAUACUUCUGAUAGGGAGAACAAGAGAACAACAGAAAGGUUGCCACCCAGCAGGCAACAUUCUCUUCCUUCACGUAAACCAGGCUUGAAACUGGAAGAGUUGACAGAACCAGCUGCCGUUCCAUUUACAUGGGAGCAGAUUCCUGGAAAACCAAAGAGUGGGAGCAGAUUCCUGUCCAGUCCCCGCAAAGAACGUUCAAUUACUCCAACGCUACCACCGGGGAGGGCUUUAGAAAUUGUGCAGCAACAUUUAGAGAGAGAAACUGAAGAUCAAAAUGUAUUGACAUCCCGAAAGGAAGCAUUUCCCUCAAAUGUCAGUAUGUCAAAAUUGGAGGGCUCAAAAGAGCAAAACAAUGAGGGUGAUUCUGACAUGGAGAGUUGUGAUGCUUAUUCUGAUGCACUCGACACACUGUCACCUGCAGAAUCAUGCUCCUUGAAUUGUAGUGUUAGCGGUUUGAGCGGGUCUGAUGGUCCAGAUGUGAAGCCUUCUGGAUCCUUUUCUACAGACCCACAAACCAUGGACUUCAUGAUGAGACGCUUCUUGCCUGCAGCCAAGGCAAUGACACUAGAGCCACCUCAGUAUGCUUCAAGGAAGCAACUUGUCCCGCCUGUGGAAAAGGUGAUCGGUGGAGAUAGGACACCUCCACUGAAUCAAUAUGGAUCUAAUAUCGUAUCACUGUAUCAUCAGGAUGUAGGACAAGAACAGAGUGAAGAUGAGGAUAAUGAUUAUGAUGUUUCUGGACAGAGAUCGGCUAAAUCCUGUGGGCUAAUUCCCCAAUUUUGGUUGAAGAAUUCUUUGGCCCUUUUAAAUCCAGUGCCAGGGGUGAAAUCUAGGCUCCAUGUUCCAAAAGCUGCACAUAUAAGAGAUAAGAGUCAAAAUUUCCACAAGCAUGCUUGGAAUCCUGCUUAUAAGCGCAGCUUAGAUCAUGAAGCCCAAUCAGCCAAGCUGGCUGAGAUUGAACAUAAGCUUAAUACUAAAUCCAAUCAACUUAAUUACUCUAACAUUUCAAGGGCAAGAACUGGAUCAUCACCCUAUAGGCACUUGGGGGUUGGUGUUGUAGCUCCUUACAAAAAUGAAGCACCUCCAACUUACACUGAUGCUAGAGUGGGGCUUCUUAAUGCAUCUAAAGAAGUUGAGGAUUUCAAAGCUGACAGAUUGAACUUGUAUGGUGAAGGUUGUAAUGACUUUGAAGAAGUGUGUAGCCAUCAAAGUAAUACAUUUGGUUCUAGUUCAUUUAAUCCUCCAGUUGAGAAAACAUUGUACAUAGAUUCUAUAGAUAUGGUUGGAAGUCCACAUUGUUAUUCAAGUUCUUCCGAUACCAAGGGUUUGAUUUGCUCUGCUGAUGAGGAUUCUAAGGCUUGGGAGGAAAGCAAAGGGAUGAAAAAGACUACUGCUGCAAUGUCUCCUAUUCAAGAUAUUGAAUGUAUGAGUGCUACAGAGGAAAAGAGGGGCACACUGAAUCCUAAAGUCUCUAGGCUUGUUGAUAUGCAUCGAUCUUCAUCCUUGGAUGGGUCACAUCUUGGUGGCCAAACAAAAAUAAUGGAGGGCAGGCAGGAUGGUGGUCCUGAACAGGAAUCUAGGUCCUUGGAAUGCUUGAAAGGACCUGCCGGUGGAGACCAUAAGAGUAGCAAGCAGGUUCCAGAAGCAGCUGAUCAAGAAUGCACUAAUGUCAGUUAUUUCCAGUCUGUAAUUCCUCCACCUCUACCUAAAUCACCAUCUGAGUCUUGGCUCGGACGAACACUGCCUUCAAUUUCCACCAAGAAUUCAUUUUCGAAUUCACAUCUUGGAACCCAGUUCCAUCUCAGAAAGCAGGCUCCCAAGACACCCCCGGCUGGUUCCAAGUGGGAAACCAUCGUAAAAUCUUCAAAAUCACAUUAUGAUCAUGCACGCUAUUCUGAGGAACUGAUUUCUCAUGUUUCCCAGCAAUCCAAAACUUAAAAAAGUACAAAAUGUCCCUUACAAAGUACGUGGACUUUUGCACAUACAUCGGGAAUUUUUGUUCUGGUAUAGUUAAAUGGUAAAUAAAAAUUUCCAGCCUAUUUUAAGUCAGUUUUUGUUUAGGCCUUGCACCCGUUUUUACUCAUUUGUUAUAUUAAGUCUGUGGAAUGUGGUGUGCUCAUUUCCCUUUUUACAAGCACAAGUUUGCAAUGAACUGUUAAUACCUUGUCUUUACAAUGGCAAUGAGGUGAUUGCCAAUUCGGCUGGAAUUUAAUCUCUUGUAAUGUUCAUUCAUUUUGGAAUAUCAGUUAUGCAAUUGAGGCAGAUCCUACAAGUUUGUUAGUCUGCUAAA
This is a messenger RNA of Malania oleifera, 3475 nucleotides long. RefSeq lists its product as uncharacterized. The transcript has 4 exons. The record is from RefSeq and is a predicted model, not a curated record. The coding region runs from base 1120 to 3123 and encodes 667 amino acids. NCBI's taxonomy places the organism in Eukaryota, Viridiplantae, Streptophyta, Magnoliopsida, Santalales, Ximeniaceae.